AUGGCCGCCUCGAAGCCCGUGGAGGCGGCGGCGGCGGCGGCGGCGGCGGGUGCGGGGUCGGGCGGCGGCGGCGCGGGGUCGGGCCCGGGCGCCGGGGGCCCGCUGCCGCGCUGGCAGGUGGCGCUGGCGGUCGGGGCGCCGCUGCUGCUGGGCGCCGGCGCCGUGUACCUGUGGAGCCGGCAGCGGCGGCGCCGGGAGGCCGGGGGCCGGGGCGACGGCGGCGGCCCGCAGCGCCACAGCGAGCGCAAGACCCCGGAGGGCAGAGCCAGCCCCGCGCCGGGCGGCGGCCACCCCGACGGCCCCGGGCCGCACCUGGAGAUGAAUUCUCUUGAUAGAGCUCAAGCAGCCAAGAACAAAGGCAACAAAUACUUUAAAGCAGGAAAAUAUGAACAAGCUAUUCAAUGUUACACUGAGGCUAUCAGCUUGUGUCCUACAGAGAAGAAUGUUGACCUUUCUACAUUUUAUCAAAACAGAGCUGCUGCCUUUGAACAGUUGCAAAAAUGGAAAGAGGUGGCACAAGAUUGUACAAAGGCUGUUGAACUUAAUCCCAAAUAUGUGAAAGCACUCUUUAGACGUGCAAAAGCCCAUGAGAAGCUAGACAAUAAGAAGGAAUGUUUAGAAGAUGUCACUGCUGUGUGUAUAUUAGAAGGGUUCCAAAAUCAACAAAGUAUGCUGUUAGCUGAUAAAGUUCUUAAACUUCUUGGGAAAGAGAAAGCCAAAGAAAAAUACAAGAAUCGUGAGCCACUGAUGCCAUCUCCACAGUUUAUCAAGUCGUACUUCAGUUCUUUCACAGAUGAUAUAAUUUCUCAGCCUAUGCUUAAAGGAGAGAAGUCUGAUGAAGAUAAAGAUAAGGAAGGGGAGGCUUUAGAAGUGAAAGAAAGCUCUGGAUAUUUAAAGGCCAAACAGUACAUGGAAGAGGAAAACUACGAUAAAAUCAUAAGUGAAUGUUCAAAAGAAAUAGAUACUCAAGGCAAAUAUAUGGCAGAAGCAUUGUUACUAAGAGCCACCUUCUACUUGCUUAUUGGCAACGCUAAUGCAGCCAAACCAGAUUUAGAUAAAGUCAUCAGCCUAAAAGAAGCUAAUGUGAAGCUUCGAGCAAAUGCACUCAUCAAGAGAGGCAGCAUGUAUAUGCAGCAGCAGCAGCCUUUGCUGUCUACUCAGGAUUUCAACAUGGCUGCUGACAUUGAUCCUCAGAAUGCGGAUGUUUACCACCACCGAGGACAGCUGAAAAUCCUACUUGAUCAAGUUGAAGAAGCAGUGGCAGAUUUUGAUGAAUGUAUUAGGUUAAAACCAGAGUCCGCUCUGGCACAAGCUCAGAAAUGUUUUGCACUGUAUCGCCAGGCAUACACAGGAAAUAAUUCUUCACAAAUCCAAGCAGCUAUGAAAGGUUUUGAAGAGGUCAUAAAAAAAUUUUCAAAGUGUGCUGAAGGCUAUGCACUAUAUGCUCAGGCAUUAACGGAUCAGCAACAAUUUGGUAAAGCUGAUGAAAUGUAUGAUAAAUGUAUUGAUUUGGAACCAGAUAAUGCCACAACAUAUGUUCAUAAAGGUUUACUGCAGCUUCAGUGGAAGCAAGAUCUGGACAGAGGUUUGGAGCUUAUCAGCAAAGCAAUUGAAAUUGACAAUAAAUGUGAUUUUGCAUAUGAAACCAUGGGAACCAUUGAAGUGCAAAGAGGAAACAUGGAGAAAGCCAUUGAUAUGUUUAACAGAGCUAUUAACCUGGCCAAAUCAGAAAUGGAGAUGGCUCAUCUAUAUUCACUCUGUGAUGCUGCCCACGCCCAGACAGAAGUCGCUAAGAAAUACGGAUUAAAACCUCCAACAUUAUAGGGGGGUGGGGGGAGGAAAAUCACCCUCUGUUCAGGAGUUUACCCCCUCUUCAACUGAACCCUAAAGACAGUGUCUUGAACUGUGUUGAAUGGUGGAACUUAGUCUUUCCGUUCGUGCUAUUGUCAUUCAUUACGUCUGUUUCAUGUUUAGGUGUUGUGGGAGUGGCUGUUGAAGGAAGUUCACAAUCUUGCAGCUUUUAUUCCUUGUGCAACUAAAGCAUAGAACCUGUUAAAGGGGUUUUAAAAUAAAGUUGCAGAGUACAAAUGAUAAUUGGCCAUGCAAAUAAAAACUUUGAUUUGUUGAUUUGGCUUAUUAUUAUUUUGGGGUGGGAGGAAAUUAUGUUCUGAGAAAUUCUGUCUUUGUGCGUGAUGUACAAUAAUGUAUUUUACAGCAUGUUUUUUUUAACACGGUAAAUGCUGUAAAAUAGGUAUGUUAGAUUAAAUUAAUCCCUUUAGAGUUUUUGUUUUUAAGAAACAGGCUUAAUUGGGAUUUUGAUUUUUAAGUUAGCAAAAUUGAGAGAUUUAAAGACUACAUGCACAGUGCCUCUGAUUCUGCUGAACACUAGAAAGACCCAGGGGCAACUUUUAGGCACUUGAUCCCCUUCAGUUCUAAGAGCAUUGUUCUGAAAUUUUACAUUGGUUUUCAUAAAUUAUGCAGAUAGAAAACAUUCCAUGCUGUUUAUGUGCUGGAAAAAUACAUGAAUGGAAAAAUGGACCAAGAGGUAAGAUGAAACGAAAGUGUUUAUAAAUGCCUGUGACUAUUUUCUGUAAUAGGCACUACUAAUAGUAUACAUUUUAAAGAAAAUAUAGGUUGGUUGUAUAUAUUCAAAUGGAAUAAGUAAGAUUUGUAAGUAUAAUUUAAUGAGCUUAAAAUUUCUAAUGAAAUAUUAAAGGUUCAAAGGAUCUAAGUUUUGGAGCCAGAAGCACAUUUCCUGGAGUGGCAUGGUCAGUGCUCAACUCUGGCUGUAAACGUGUUUAAGGACUUUUGAACCAGUAUUUUCAAAGAUGGGAAGGAUAUAGGGUGUGGUUAUUUCUUUUAUUUUUCCCCAGUGCCAGGGACUGAGUCCAAGGCCUUGGACAUGCAAGGCCAGAUCUCUAGCCUGUGUCCCAGUGAGCUGGAUUUCCAGCUAGAUUGUAUUCAAUCAUGAGCUAUCGUUGGGUCUUCUAUGGCCUGACUGCCCAGAUCUGGUUCUUCUCUAGAGAUACAGCAGGCUUUUUUUUUUUUUUUUUUCAUUUUAUAUUUUCCUCACCUUUCUAGGAGGGAUGGAAGAGACAGCAUGCCAAAGCCUCGUUUAUGUGAGGCAUGCCAUACUGUCCCACUGAGCUACAUCCCUGGCCCCACCUGUCCUUACUUAGAAAUUAAUCACAUCACUUUUUUUCUCUCUGUUAUUUUUUUUAUAGACCAUCUUUUCAUAUUUAUAUGCUAAAAUUUUUUCUGGUGGAAGAGAGAUUGUCUUCUUAAGGAGUUUUUGAGAUACCAUGGGCAGGGAGGGGUUUAUUGAGUAAUAUAAUAAAGUGCGAUCCUUUGCACUUUUCCUUGACAUGAAAUGAGUUUACAUUGUUGGGAGUAAAGAGUCAUUUUACCCUUCCUUAAAAGGGUGCUUUAUCCUAUUGAAACCAAAAAGAUUUUAUGUACAAACGAUCAUUUUAGAAGCUAUUAGAAAUGAAUAAUCCUGUUCAAAGGCAGUCUGAAAAUUAUUGGGGGAUCCCUAAAUUAGUGGGAUCUGUUAGUGGGAUUACUUAUAUAAGGGAAAAGUUUGAGAGCUCUGUACUGUCGUCCUUAAAUUAUGCAUCUACUUCUAUUUCUGCCCGAGUACAGAAAUGUUCUACAUCUCCAAGUAACCUUUUUUUUAAAUAAAAAAGUUUUUAUUUGCAUGGUUAUAUUUACAUUAACACUGAUAUUUUCUACUUUUCUCCCUACUGCCCCCUGGGGUUGGGUAGAAAAACACAUAAAGGAAACGAAAGCAUGUGCCAUACAAUAUCAUUCCAAAUCUUCAUGGAACUAUUGCCUGUUCUGAAAACUUUGCAACUGCACUGAAAGCUGCACUUGUCUGUAUCUUUCUUUUGUAAAAAUGACCUCACAUGUAAAUUCACCAAAUAAAUAUUACAUACAUUCAA
This is a messenger RNA of Suncus etruscus (white-toothed pygmy shrew), 3941 nucleotides long. RefSeq names its product translocase of outer mitochondrial membrane 70 (gene TOMM70). Bases 1 to 1824 code for a protein of 607 amino acids. The transcript has 12 exons. Gene Ontology annotation, molecular function: protein binding. The record is from RefSeq and is a predicted model, not a curated record. NCBI's taxonomy places the organism in Eukaryota, Metazoa, Chordata, Mammalia, Eulipotyphla, Soricidae.